Molecule: messenger RNA, 979 nt
Organism: Oncorhynchus mykiss (rainbow trout)
Lineage: Eukaryota; Metazoa; Chordata; Actinopteri; Salmoniformes; Salmonidae
Source: RefSeq, a predicted model, not a curated record
UUGUGGAACCUGUCUUUCGGCCGCCGGAGGAAAUGACGGACAGUGUUGUCCGACGGACCAGCAGCAUCCGCCGGAGUUGUCAAUACAGAACACGUGUUUUCAACCGGUGAUCAAACUUCGCACAUACAACUAAAACAUGCCGAAGGCGGGGAAAGGUAAACCAACUCAGAAGGAGAAGGUGUGUCAUCCCUAUAGCAGGAAAGCUGCUUACUUGGCCAGCCAGGAGAUACGUCUGGGAAAGAAGGAGAGACAAAAGAGUGAGAAGGCCACUCGUCUCAACAGCAUUGGUGAUAAGCUGCAGUGGUUUCAGAGCCAGCUGGACUCUGAGAAGACAGAGUUCACCAAACAGGACGCCUGUCACAUCAUAGAGAGGUACCUGCAGAGGUUUGACGGGGAGUUGGACCAGAUAGAGCUGGUGAACGGGAUCAAAGGUCGUCAGGGUCGUCUCCAUGGCAGCAGGGAGACCGUCAUCAAACAGACUGUAGAGAGAGAGACCGCUCUGUACCAUGGCAACGGCUUCGAGAUUCCAGACAUCAUCAACUCUAAACAUCUCAAGACCUUCAGGGAGUGGAGCGGCGAUCUAAAGAAGCUUCCCAACAUCAAGAUGAGGAAGUUCUCUUCCCGAGGGACGGACAGAACAGGAGGAGGAGAGGAGGAGGAGGGGACCGCCGGAGGAGAGGAGGAGGAGGGGACCGCCGGAGGAGAGGAGGAGGAGGAGACCGCUGCAGGAGAGGAGGAGGAGGAGACCGCUGCAGGAGAGGAGGAGGAGGAGACCGCCGGAGGAGAGGAGGAGGAGGCCUUAAUGAAGGACUCAGAUUCAGACGCCCAGGAAGAUGCCCCAUAAUGCUUUGCAUGUUAGAACUCUGGGGAUGUCAGCCAUCCUACCUGACUGGGGUUAAGACAACGUGUGUGUGUGUGUGUGUGUGUGUGUGUGUGUGUGUGUCAAUACAGACAUCUAAUAAACCUAAAUACAGGCCGA